UCCAUGGUUGGUCUGCUGUAGGGUCACUUCAAGAGAAGUUUCAGGGAUUCUGUAUUCCAAAACACCUACAGAAAUGACAGUCUGUGAAGACGAGGACGUGCCAGAAUGUGCUGUAACAGCCGAAGUGACAACAGAAUGUGUGACAACCAUUUUAGUCGUUGACUGUUCAAGAGUUCAAAACAGCACCAGCGACUGUGAAACAAUAACAGAGGAGCCAACAGAAUGUGAUCCAACGACAACACCUCCACCGACCGACAUGACCCACACAGGAGUAUCUAAGAGCACAGAGAGUCAUUCUAGUCAUACAACAACAGUUCAGGAAAGGACAAGUGGUAACACAAACAGUCAAACCAUAAAAACCAACAGUCAGAUAACAACUGAAGAUCCACAUAGUCAAACAACUACAACACAGAAUGCUUAUAGUACAGUCACCAAUAAUGACACAACAAGAAGUCCGACAAGCAUAACAACAGUCACAAAUACUGAGACAACAUCUGAACCUAUAGGUAGUCAGACAAGGAUAACACAGAAUACAUAUAGUACAGUCACAAAUAGUGACACAACAACAGGCCAUGAUAGUACAAGUAGCCGUACAGUGGACACAUCAAUCACUGUCAGUCAAAAAACAACUGAACCUUCAGGUAGUCAGACAACAAUUACACAGAAUACAUAUAGUAAAGUUCCGAAUAGUAACACAACAAUAGAUACAGUUAGCACAAGAAGUCAGACAACAAGCGUAACAAUAGUCACAAAUACUGAAACACCUGAACCUACAGGUAGUCAGACAACUAUAACACAGAAUACAUAUAGUACAGUUACAAAUAGUGACAUAACAAUAGAGACCAAUAGCACAAGAAGUCCGACAACAGUCACAAAUACUGAAACUAAACCUGAACCUACAGGUAUUCAGACAACUAUAACACAGAAUACAUAUAGUACAGUCACAAAUAGGGAGAUAACAAUAGAGACCAAUAGCACAAGAAGUCCGACAAGCAUAACAACAGUCAGAAAUACUGAAACUACACCUGAACCUACAGGUAGUCAGACAACUAUAACACAGAAUACAUAUAGUACAGUCACAAAUAGUGACAUAACAAUAGAGACCAAUAGAACAAAAAGUCCGACAAGCAUAACAACAGUCAUAAAUACUGAAACACCUGAACCUACAGGUAGUCAGACAACCAUAACACAGAAUACAUAUAGUACAGUCACAAAUAGGGAGAUAACAAUAGAGACCGAUAGCACAAGAAGUCCGACAAGCGUAACAACAGUCACAAAUACUGAAACUACACCUGAACCUACAGGUAGUCAGACAACUAUAACACAGAAUACAUAUAGUACAGUCACAAAUAGGGAGAUAACAAUAGAGACCAAUAGCACAAGAAGUCCGACAAGCAUAACAACAGUCACAAAUACUGAAACUACACCUGAACCUACAGGUAGUCAGACAACUAUAACACAGAAUACAUAUAGUACAAUCACAAAUAGUGACAUAACAAUAGAGACCAAUAGCACAAGAAGUCCGACAAGCGUAACAACAGUCACAAAUACUGAAACUACACCUGAACCUACAGGUAGUCAGACAACUAUAACACAGAAUACAUAUAGUACAGUCACAAAUAGGGAGAUAACAAUAGAGACCAAUAGCACAAGAAGUCCGACAAGCAUAACAACAGUCACAAAUACUGAAACUACACCUGAACCUACAGGUAGUCAGACAACUAUAACACAGAAUACAUAUAGUACAAUCACAAAUAGUGACAUAACAAUAGAGACCAAUAGCACAAGAAGUCCGACAAGCAUAACAACAGUCACAAAUACUGAAACUAUACCUGAACCUACAGGUAGUCAGACAACUAUAACACAGAAUACAUAUAGUACAGUCACAAAUAGGGACAUAACAAUAGAGACCAAUAGCACAAGAAGUCCGACAAGCAUAACAACAGUCACAAAUACUGAAACUAAACCUGAACCUACAGGUAUUCAGACAACUAUAACACAGAAUACAUAUAGUACAGUCACAAAUAGGGACAUAACAAUAGAGACCAAUAGCACAAGAAGUCCGACAAGAAUAACAACAGUCACAAAUACUGAAACACCUGAACCUACAGGUAGUCAGACAACUACAACAAAGAAUACAUAUAGUACAGUCACAAAUAGGGAGAUAACAAUAGAGACCAAUAGCACAAGAAGUCCGACAAGAAUAACAACAGUCACAAAUACUGAAACACCUGAACCUACAGGUAGUCAGACAACAAUUACACAGAAUACAUAUAGUACAGUCCUGAAUAGUAACGCAACGAUAGAGACAUAUAGCACAAGAAGUCCGACAACAAGCGUAGCAACAGUCACAAAUACUGAAACACCUGAACCUACAGGUAGUCAGACAACUAUAACACAGAAUACAUAUAGUACAGUCACAAAUAGGGACAUAACAAUAGAGACCAAUAGCACAAGAAGUCCGACAAGAAUAACAACAGUCACAAAUACUGAAACACCUGAACCUACAGGUAGUCAGACAACAAUUACACAGAAUACAUAUAGUACAGUCCUGAAUAGUAACGCAACGAUAGAGACAUAUAGCACAAGAAGUCCGACAACAAGCGUAGCAACAGUCACAAAUACUGAAACACCUGAACCUACAGGCAGUCAGACAACUAUAACACAGAAUACAUAUAGUACAGUCCCCAAUAGUAACACAACAACAGAGACAUAUAGCACAAGAAGUCAGACAACAAGCGUAGCAACAGUCACAAAUACUGGAACACCUGAACCUACAGGUAGUCAGACAACCACAACCCAGAAUACAUAUAGUACAAUCACAAAUAGUGACAUAACAAUAGAGACCAAUAGCACAAGAAGUCCGACAAGCAUAACAACAGUCACAAAUACUGAAACUAUACCUGAACCUACAGGUAGUCAGACAACUAUAACACAGAAUACAUAUAGUACAGUCACAAAUAGGGACAUAACAAUAGAGACCAAUAGCACAAGAAGUCCAACAAGCAUAACAACAGUCACAAAUACUGAAACACCUGAACCUACAGGUAGUCAGACAACAAUUACACAGAAUACAUAUAGUACAGUCCUGAAUAGUAACGCAACAAUAGAGACAUAUAGCACAAGAAGUCAGACAACAAGCUUAACAACAGUCACAAAUACUGAAACACCUGAACCUACAGGUAGUCAGACAACUAUAACACAGAAUACAUAUAGUACAGUCCCGAAUAGUAACACAACGACAGAGACAUAUAGCACAAGAAGUCAGACAACAAGCGUAGCAACAGUCACAAAUACUGGAACACCUGAACCUACAGGUAGUCAGUCAACCACAACACAGAAUACAUAUAGUACAGUCACAAAUGGUGACAUAACAAUAGAGACCAAUAGCACAAGAAGUCCGACAAGCAUAACAACAGCCACAAAUACUGAAACUACAAGUCCGACAACAAGCGUAGCAACAGUCACAAAUACUGAAACACCUGAACCUACAGGCAGUCAGACAACUAUAACACAGAAUACAUAUAGUACAGUCCCCAAUAGUAACACAACAACAGAGACAUAUAGCACAAGAAGUCAGACAACAAGCGUAGCAACAGUCACAAAUACUGGAACACCUGAACCUACAGGUAGUCAGACAACCACAACCCAGAAUACAUAUAGUACAAUCACAAAUAGUGACAUAACAAUAGAGACCAAUAGCACAAGAAGUCCGACAAGCAUAACAACAGUCACAAAUACUGAAACUAUACCUGAACCUACAGGUAGUCAGACAACUAUAACACAGAAUACAUAUAGUACAGUCACAAAUAGGGACAUAACAAUAGAGACCAAUAGCACAAGAAGUCCAACAAGCAUAACAACAGUCACAAAUACUGAAACACCUGAACCUACAGGUAGUCAGACAACAAUUACACAGAAUACAUAUAGUACAGUCCUGAAUAGUAACGCAACAAUAGAGACAUAUAGCACAAGAAGUCAGACAACAAGCUUAACAACAGUCACAAAUACUGAAACACCUGAACCUACAGGUAGUCAGACAACUAUAACACAGAAUACAUAUAGUACAGUCCCGAAUAGUAACACAACGACAGAGACAUAUAGCACAAGAAGUCAGACAACAAGCGUAGCAACAGUCACAAAUACUGGAACACCUGAACCUACAGGUAGUCAGUCAACCACAACACAGAAUACAUAUAGUACAGUCACAAAUGGUGACAUAACAAUAGAGACCAAUAGCACAAGAAGUCCGACAAGCAUAACAACAGCCACAAAUACUGAAACUACGCCUGAACCUACAGGUAGUCAGACAACUAUAACACAGAAUACAUAUAGUACAGUCACAAAUAGGGACAUAACAAUAGAGGCCAAUAGCACAAGAAGUCCGACAAGCAUAACAUCAGUCACAAAUACUGAAACACCUGAACCUACUGGUAGUCGGACAACUACAACACAGAAUACAUAUAGUACAGACACAAAUAGUGACAUUACAAUAGAGACCAAUAGCACAAGAAGUCCGACAAGAAUAACAACAGUCACAAAUACUGAAACACCUGAACCUACAGGUAGUCAAACAACUACAACAAAGAAUACAUAUAGUACAGUCACAAAUAGGGAGAUAACAAUAGAGACCAAUAGCACAAGAAGUCCGACAAGCAUAACAUCAGUCACAAAUACUGAAACUAUACCUGAACCUACAGGUAGUCAGACAACUAUAACACAGAAUACAUAUAGUACAGUCACAAAUAGUGACAUAACAAUAGAGACCAAUAGUACAAGAAGUCCAACAAGCGUAACAACAGUCACAAAUACUGAAACACCUGAACCUACAGGUAGUCAGACAACUACAACACAGAAUACAUAUAGUAAAGACACAAAUAGUGACAUAACAAUAGAGACCAAUAGCACAAGAAAUCCAACAAGCGUAACAACAGUCACAAAUACUGAAUCUACACCUGAACCUACAGGUAGUCAGACAACUAUAACACAGAAUACAUAUAGUACAGACACAAAUAGUGACACAACAACAGUUCAUGAUAGUACAAGUAGUGAUACAGCGGGCACAACAAUCACGGUUAGUCAAAAAACAACUAAACCUACAGGUAGUCAAACAACCAUAACACAGAAUACAUAUAGUACAAUCUCAAAUAGUGACACAACAGAAGAGACCAAUAGCACAAGAGGUCCGACAAACAUAACAACAGUCACAAAUACUGAAACUACACCUGAACCAACAGGUAGUCAGACAACUAUAACACCAGCUACUCCUAUUACAGCCACCAAUAAUAACACAACAGUGCUUGAUAACAGCCAAACAACAACCAAGGAUAGUCAACCAACGAUAACACAGAAUACCUCUGUUAAACACAACAGUAGUGAUACUACAACUGUGCAUGAUAGUACAAGGAGUGAUACAGGGCAAACAACAAUCAAUGAUAGUACAAGUAGCCAUACAGCGGAAACAACAAUCAGUGUUAGUCAAAAAACAACUGAACCUACAGGUAGUCAAAAAACUAUAACACAGAAAACAUAUAGCACAGUCACAAAUAGUGACACAAUGAUAGAGACAAAUAGCACAAGAAGUCAGACAAGUGUAACAACAGUCACAAAUACUGUAACAACAUCUGUACCUACAGGUAGACAGACAACUAUAACACAAGCUACUCCUAUUAAAACAACAGUGUUUGAUAAAAGCAAAACAACAGACAAUGAUAGUCAAACAAUAACACAGGAAACAUCUAUUACACAAAACAAUAGUGACACUACAACUGUGAACAAUAGUACAAGUAGUGAUACAGGGGACACAACAAUCACUGUUAGUCCAAAAACAACUAAACUUACAGGUAGUCAGACAACGAUAACACAGAAUACAUAUAUUACAGUCACAAAUAGUAACACAACAACAGAGACAUAUAGCACAAGAAAUCAGACAAGCAUAACAACAGUCAUAAAUACUAAAACACCUAAACCUACUGGUAGUCAGACAACCAUAACACAGAAUACUUAUAGUACAGUCACAAAUAGUGACACAACAACAGAGUUUGAUAACAGCAAAACCACAAACAACAAUAGUCGUCCAACAAUAACACAGGUAACCUCUAUUACACACAACAAUAGUGACACUACAACUGUCCAUGAUAGUACAAGUAGUGAUACAGGGGACACAACAAUCACUGUUAGUCAAAAGACAACUGGAGGUCAAACCAGUGAAUUCUCUACUAAACCUACUGGGAUAACACAACAUAAUACAACAACUAAAGAAGGAACAAAUGUUAUGUCUUCAAGCAGUAUCACAAGUGUUGACCGUCUGACAACGGAGGGCCCUUGUGAUGACGGGACGUGUCCGUGCCCUAAGCACUUGUAUGGAGAAGGCUGUGUGUUUAUCUAUAAUGAAAUCAGCCUAGAUUUGGUCAGAACUAAACUGAACGUUUCGAUCCACGUCAUGAACGUAAACUUUAAAGCCUCGCUGAAUGAUCCGUUGUCUUUGGAAUAUCAAAAAUUCAAGGAAAGGUUUCUCGAGGAGAUGAAGGCCGUGUAUAAGGAGACACUGCCCUGGUUCAAAGAGAUAAGAAUCGUCUCCUUUCGACAAGGCAGUAUUAUUGUGGAGCACGAGGUUCUGCUGAAGGUGGACUAUAGGAAGUGUUAUGAAGAAACAAUAGAGGCAGAGGAUCGUUUACGUGCCACCUUAAAUGGACUGCAGUGCUCAUCUAAUGGGACAGAUAGAUUAUGCUUCAAUGUCUCCAAAACAACAGUCAACAGGGAAGAUAUCAGUUUACCAGAUCUGUGCUCGGAGGAAGAGUCCAUUCCAGAAAACCUGCGGCCUUACUUCUUUGGUGUGAACACGUCGAAGGUUCUACUAUGUGUCACCCAGUGCAGUGUCCGGCACCAUUCUUCCAUAGACUGUAACAGGGGACAGUGCAUCGUCAGUUACCCAGGACCCCAAUGUUAUUGUGACAGCUCAGACCAGUACUGGUACACAGGAGACCGAUGCCAGACAGCCAUUAGUAAGCCCGGUGUCUAUGGCGGAGUGACUGUAGGCUUGAUAGUGCUGAUCGUCAUCAUUGUGAUCUUGGUCGUUGUUUUAUGUCGACGUCGUCACAGCUCAAGCAAAGAUAUGUUGGAAGAUGCAAAUCCUCAAUGGCAUGAGUUCGGCUGGGAGAAGGAUAUUAAAGUACAGGGUAGACUCUGGAACCCAGAAAAGGACAGUAUGAUGAUAGGGCCCCAUGGAACCUUUAGGACCACACUGGAGAAUGUGAACCCAGGGGCGAAGUUGUCUCUCCCAAGACCUCAGCUGGCUACAUAGAAAGUACAAAGGAAGAACCGCCUGGCUAGGUGGAGUAGUGCGCCCUUAUGAGGACGCUAAUAUCAUAAAUUGUAUAGUGGUUUGUAUAUACAGGAGAGGAUGAUGUGAUACAAUUGUAUCCAGUCCAGACAUUCUUCCCCAGUGCUGACGGAUUGAUACAUUCUAUAUGCU
This is a messenger RNA of Hyla sarda, 7474 nucleotides long. Its product is annotated as mucin-2-like. NCBI's taxonomy places the organism in Eukaryota, Metazoa, Chordata, Amphibia, Anura, Hylidae. The record is from RefSeq and is a predicted model, not a curated record. The transcript has 13 exons. The coding region runs from base 74 to 7303 and encodes 2409 amino acids.